UAGAGAAGAGCGAACGCUCGAAGGAAGAAGAAACGGCUAAGGAGGUGUACAUCAGCCAAAGGCAAAGGUUUUGUCGACUUCUAUAUACGAGAACGAGAGAACGUGCGAACGUGCGAACGAGUGAGAGCGUGCGAGCAAGGUGUGUGCGAGCGAGUGCGUGCGCGCGCGCGCGCACGCAUGUAAAUGAGAGUAAGAGAGCGAGGGGGAAGAAGCGAUAUAUCAAGAGGACGAAUAUAUGCAUAUUUUAUGUAUGUUGUAUCAUAAACAAUAGCAAAUUUAAAAUGCCUCGAAUCACUAGAAAGUGGGAGCUAUUUCCAGGCAGAAAUCGUUUCUGCUGCGAUGGACGUGUGAUGAUGGCACCAGAAACAGGUGUCUUUUACGUUACAGUAUGUUUGAUUGCUGGGACAAGUGGAUUAUUUUUUGCCUUUGACUGCCCAUUCUUAGCAGAGAAUAUAACGCCUGCAAUACCAGUCAUAGGUGGUUUGUUGUUUAUUUUUGUAAUGUCCGCCCUUUUUCGGACUAGUUUUAGUGAUCCUGGUGUGAUACCCCGUGCGACUCCCGAAGAAGCAGCAUACAUCGAAAAACAAAUAGAAGUGCCAAAUAAUGGUAAUUCACCGACGUACAGGCCACCUCCAAGGACAAAAGAGGUAUUAGUCAGGGGACAACCUGUAAAAUUAAAGUACUGUUUCACAUGUAAAAUAUUUAGACCACCACGAGCGUCACAUUGUAGUUUGUGUGAUAAUUGUGUUGAAAGAUUUGAUCAUCAUUGUCCAUGGGUGGGAAAUUGUGUAGGUCGCAGAAAUUAUCGCUACUUCUAUGCAUUUAUAGUAUCAUUAGCAUUUUUAUGCGUUUUUAUAUUUGCGUGUGCAGUCACACAUCUUAUAAUGUUAACAAGAGACAACAAGCCUUUUCUAGAAGCUGUAAGAUUAUCUCCAGGUAGCGUAGUUGUGGGUGUUGUAUGUUUCUUUUCUGUAUGGAGUAUUUUAGGAUUGGCUGGUUUUCAUACAUACCUCGCAACAAGUAAUCAAACUACUAAUGAAGAUAUUAAAGGUUCCUUUACGAGUAAGAGAGGACAAGAAAGCUUUAACCCAUAUAGUCAAAGAAACAUUUGCGGAAAUUGUUUCUAUGUACUUUGUGGUCCAGCACCUCCUAGCCUUAUUGACCGAAGAGGCGUCGUCACGCCAGAGUAUCGAGCUGAACAAGAGAGAGUCAGUGAAGAUUGUAUAGUAACUGAUAAGACUUAUGGUACUGUGAAAAUUGUACAGCCGCAGUCAAAUGGAGUAGCAGUACCGAUUAGUGGCAGUGAUGAUACGGGGUCCACGAACAACCUCGUCUCGAAUCAUCAACGGCAACAACAGCAGCCCCACUCAUCGCCACAUGUCGAGCCGAUGAACGGUAAUGUGGUGAAUAACUCGAGUCAAAUAGUAUCGAACGAGGUACCGCUAGCCUCAUUGAACCUCGCACCCAUCGAUAUCGACGAAAUAGAGCCAUUACCAGCACCGGGGAUACGUCAGACCGGCUGCACCGUCCUCUCGACGGCUGGUCUCGAAUCGCCAGGACUGCCACCCGUGGCAACUGUCAUGACGCCGCUCUCGGCAUCACGGCUGAGGCUUCUUCAAGAUACGACAAUGAUUGAAUCGGCCCUCGAUCUUGAUUCCCUCGAAGAAGCUAGUAUUGGUCGAGGUAGCCAAGCUGGAUUAAUAAAAUUAGGCGCCAUUUGAGAAGACUGUGAUGGAAAAUUGAGAAAUAACUUAGGAUCAUUUUUAUUAUCUGUUU
Messenger RNA from Ceratosolen solmsi marchali, 1776 nucleotides. It is a transcript of the gene app, whose product is annotated as Palmitoyltransferase app. Lineage: Eukaryota; Metazoa; Arthropoda; Insecta; Hymenoptera; Agaonidae. Gene Ontology annotation, molecular function: protein-cysteine S-palmitoyltransferase activity. The record is from RefSeq and is a predicted model, not a curated record. Bases 282 to 1721 code for a protein of 479 amino acids. The transcript has 10 exons. Gene Ontology annotation, cellular component: Golgi apparatus; endoplasmic reticulum. Gene Ontology annotation, biological process: protein targeting to membrane; peptidyl-L-cysteine S-palmitoylation.